AUGGCGGAUCCACUGAGACACUGGGGCUGCAGAGAACUGCCUCUGCUCUUCAUGCUCCUGACGACGCUGUGCGAGCCAGGAUUAGGGCAGAUCAGCUACUCGGUGCCCGAGGAGCUGGAGAAAGGCUCCUUCGUGGGCAACAUCGCCAAGGACUUGGAGCUGGAGCCCCAGGAGCUGACGGAGCGCGGAGUCCGCAUCGUCUCCAGAGGUAGGACGCAGCUUUUCUCUCUGAACCCGCGGAGCGGCAGCUUGGUCACCGCGGGCAGGAUUGACCGGGAGGAGCUCUGCGCUCAGAGCGCGCGGUGUCUGGUGAGUUUUAACAUCUUGGUUGAGAAUAAAAUGAAAAUUUAUGGAGUAGAAGUAGAAGUAAUUGAUAUUAAUGAUAAUUUCCCGCGAUUCCGGGAUGAGGAAUUAAAAGUAAAAGUUAAUGAAAAUGCAGCUGCGGGAACGCGGUUAGUGCUUCCCUUUGCGCGGGAUGCGGAUGUGGGUGUGAACUCCCUCCAGAGUUACCAGCUCAGCUCCAAUCUGCACUUCUCUCUGGCUGUGAAAAGCGGACCUGAUGGGCAAAAGUACCCAGAGCUGGUUCUGGAACGGCCCCUGGACCGUGAGAAAGGGGCUGUUCACGACCUUCUCCUCACAGCUUUAGAUGGCGGAGAUCCGGUACGUUCUGGCACCGUGCACAUCCGCGUGAUAGUCCUCGACGCAAAUGAUAACGCGCCCCUGUUUACUCGAUCCGAGUACAGAGUGAGUGUUCCAGAGGACAUACCUGUGGGCACUAAGCUGCUCACACUAACCGCAACGGAUCCAGAUGAGGGAAUUAACGCGAAAUUGACAUACUCCUUUCGCAACGAAGACGACAAAAUCUCAGAGACUUUCCAACUUGAUUCUGAUCUGGGAGCGAUCUCAACUAUGCAAUCACUGGACUAUGAAGAAUCUAGAUUCUACCUCAUGGAAGUGGUAGCUCAGGAUGGAGGCGCUCUUCUUGCCAGCGCUAAGGUGCUGGUCACCGUACAGGACGUGAAUGACAAUGCCCCUGAAGUCAUCCUCACCUCUCUCACCAGUUCAGUCGCUGAAAACUGUCUUCCUGGAACCGUAAUUGCACUGUUUAGUGUGCAUGAUGGUGAUUCUGGAGAGAAUGGCGAGAUUGCAUGUUCUAUUUCCAGGAACUUGCCUUUUAAAUUGGAAAAGUCAGUUGAUAAUUACUAUCACCUAUUAACAACGAGGGCCCUGGACAGAGAAGAGACAUCAGAUUAUAAUAUCACAGUAACCGCCACUGACUGUGGGACCCCGCCCCUGUCUACAGAAAACCACAUAUCUCUGAAUGUAGCAGAUGUCAAUGACAACCCACCGACCUUCCCUCACGCUUCCUACUCCGCCUCCCUCCCAGAAAACAACCCCAGAGGCAUUUCCAUCUUCUCUGUGACCGCCCACGACCCUGACAGCGGCAGUAAUGCUCGAGUCACAUAUUCCCUGGGUGAAGUCACAUUUCAGGGAGCGCCUAUAUCUUCCUAUAUCUCUAUUAAUUCGGACACUGGCACCCUGUAUGCACUGCAAUCCUUCGACUACGAGCAGUUGAGAGUCCUGCAGCUACUGGUGACAGCCAGCGACAGUGGGGACCCACCACUCAGUAGCAAUGUGUCACUGAGCCUGUUUGUGCUGGAUCAGAACGACAACACCCCCGAGAUCCUGUACCCCAUCCUUCCUACUGAUGGUUCUACCGGCGUGGAGCUGGCACCCCGCUCGGCAGAGCCCGGGUACCUGGUGACCAAGGUAGUGGCAGUGGACAGAGACUCAGGCCAGAAUGGCUGGCUGUCCUACCGCCUGCUCAAGGCCAGCGAGCCUGGGCUCUUCGUGGUGGGGCUGCACACAGGUGAGGUGCGCACAGCGCGGGCUCUGGUAGACAGAGAUGCGCUGAAGCAGAGCCUCGUGGUGGCCGUCCAGGAUCACGGCCAACCUCCUCUCUCAGCCACUGUCACGCUCACCGUGGCUGUGGCCGACAACAUUCCAGACAUCCUGGCUGACCUGGGCAGCAUCAAGACCUCUUCUAACACCGAUGAUUCGGGCCUCACGCUAUACCUGGUGGUGGCAGUGGCCGCUGUCUCCUGCAUCUUCCUGGCCUUUGUUAUCAUGCUGCUGGCGCUCAGGCUGUGGCGCUGGCAUAAAUCACGCCUGCUCCAGGCUACCAGCAGUGCGUUGACAGGUCUUCCCGCCUCUCAUUUUGUGGGCGUGGACAGGGUUCAGGCUUUUCUGCAGACCUAUUCUCAUGAGGUCUCCCUCACCUCGGACUCUCAGAAAAGUCAUCUGAUCUUCCCCCAGCCCAACUAUGCGGACAUGCUCAUUAGUGAAGAGAGUUGUGAGAAAAGCAAGCCUCUUCUGAUGUCUGACGAGAUAAAUGCAAACAAAGGAGAAUCGGGAGUCGUUCAGGUUAGUUUUCUCUUUCAGUUAAGGAUGAUUGAAGCAUUUUCUUCAUUUGUUUCCUCAUUCAUUUUUCUGCCUCAUUCAAAAUUAGCUACUUAUAUAAAUAAUGAAUCAUUAUUUGCUCUAUUGGAUAUUGAUUUGCUUUAA
Messenger RNA from Cynocephalus volans (Philippine flying lemur), 2565 nucleotides. RefSeq names its product protocadherin gamma-A5-like. The transcript has a single exon. Gene Ontology annotation, biological process: homophilic cell-cell adhesion. Gene Ontology annotation, cellular component: plasma membrane. The record is from RefSeq and is a predicted model, not a curated record. Bases 1 to 2565 code for a protein of 854 amino acids. Lineage: Eukaryota; Metazoa; Chordata; Mammalia; Dermoptera; Cynocephalidae. Gene Ontology annotation, molecular function: calcium ion binding.